UUUCGGCCGCCCCGCGUCCCACCUGUUCUCUGCUUCGGCAUUAACGAUGCUCUUCAACUGCUCCGAACUACCAGGCAGACCAACUUCGAUUUCAUCGACGCCUUAUAUAUGUAGCACAUAACAAAGCUACGUCCAUACUCUCUCUCUCUCUCUCUCUCUCUCUCUCUCUCAGAUAAUAACGAGGAGAGCGGAGUCUCGCUUCAGUUGCAUCUCUCGUAAGGUCCUUUAAGUGCUUUCUGUUGCAACCUCUGGAGAUCUGUGCUGUUAAUCUCUGUGAGUCAACUUAUUUCAGAAUGGCAACAAGUGCGACUCCUGGCAUUCUCACUGUAACUACCAAGCCCUGCGCAUAUUCAUCUUGCAAAGUUUCUAAGCCUGGCACUGCAAUCUUCAUAUCAUCUUGGCCAAGGCUUAAUUGCUCUUCUCAAAUCUCAUCAGCUCCAUUUUUCCAGAAUUUCCCGAUCAUUUCUGCAAAACCACCGAAAUUUGUUACAAAAGCGUUGUCUGAAGCAAGUAACAACAGUCCUUUGUCUGGCUUGCCAAUUGAUUUGAGAGGUAAGAGGGCAUUUAUAGCUGGCGUAGCUGAUGAUAAUGGGUAUGGCUGGGCAAUAGCCAAAUCUCUUGCUGCUGCAGGUGCUGAAAUUCUUGUCGGGACAUGGGUGCCUGCACUCAAUAUUUUUGAGAGCAGUCUUCAACGUGGAAAAUUUGAUGAAUCACGCACGUUGCGAGAUGGGUCUUUAAUGGAGAUUACAAAAGUGUACCCAUUGGAUGCAGUGUAUGACUGUCCUGAGGAUGUUCCCGAAGAUGUAAAAACUAACAAGCGGUAUGCAGGAUCAUCUAAUUGGACUGUUAAGGAAGUUGCUGAAUGUGUUAAGCAGGACUUUGGCAGCAUUGACAUCCUCGUGCACUCACUUGCCAAUGGACCAGAGGUUGGCAAACCUAUUUUAGAGACAUCAAGAAAUGGAUAUCUUGCAGCCAUCUCUGCUUCAAGUUAUUCCUUUGUGUCUUUACUCCAGUAUUUUGCUCCCAUAAUGAAUCCAGGUGGUGCUACAAUUUCUCUAUCAUUCAUUGCUUCUGAAAGGAUCAUGCCUGGCUAUGGUGGAGGCAUGAGCACAGCAAAGGCUGCUCUCGAGAGUGAUACAAGAAUGCUGGCUUUUGAAGCUGGAAGAAAGAACCAAAUCAGAGUCAACUCAAUAUCUGCAGGCCCACUAAAAAGUCGUGCCGCAAAAGCUAUUGGCUCAAAAGGUAUUAGCUACAUCGAUAGAAUGAUAGACUAUUCGAGGGAGAAUGCGCCAUUGCAGAAAGAACUCUCUGCAGAGGAAGUGGGGGAUACAGCUGCUUUCCUUGCAUCACCAUUGGCCUCGGCAAUCACUGGUGCUGUUAUAUAUGUUGACAAUGGUCUCAAUGCCAUGGGAAUGGGAGUUGACAGCCCUGUAUUUGCAGAUUUCGACAUUCCAAGAUCCAUUCCUAAAUCCACCUAGAGGUAGUGAUGACGAGUAUCAUUUCAAGUAGCUUCUUGAAAAUUUUGAUUACGAAGAAAAUAAACCUGCAUGCUCCUUGCUGUAUCAUCAAGAAUAGCUCAGCCUGUGUACCAUUUUCUUUCGGAGUUUUUGUUACUUCAUGAUGUCUCAGUUUGUGAAGGGAGCGCCGGCCCCAUUUUGAGAUAAUUUGCUUCUUCCUUUUUUCUUAGUAGAUAAUGAUUAAUGUUGAUACUGAUAAUUUGCAUCAUCGCACUUAAAUCCCUUGGAUACUGAUUUUGCCUUGUUA
Rhododendron vialii is the source of this 1764-nucleotide messenger RNA. RefSeq names its product enoyl-[acyl-carrier-protein] reductase [NADH], chloroplastic-like. Gene Ontology annotation, biological process: fatty acid biosynthetic process. The transcript is spliced from 13 exons. Gene Ontology annotation, molecular function: enoyl-[acyl-carrier-protein] reductase (NADH) activity. The coding region runs from base 294 to 1478 and encodes 394 amino acids. The record is from RefSeq and is a predicted model, not a curated record. Lineage: Eukaryota; Viridiplantae; Streptophyta; Magnoliopsida; Ericales; Ericaceae.